AUGCGAUUAACAUCGGUCGCGCUCAUUUUGAGCUUUGGGCACCUCUCGGAGGGCGCGCCUUGGGAUGCGCAGGCAGCUCUCGACGCCUCGAAGACCCCGCAGCCCGCAGACCUACGAGGUGUGCUGGCCGCGAUUCCAUCAUUCGGACGACCACUUCGCAUAGCAUCACCAUGCGUUGGCAUUCACGGCUGCGGCGUGGCGUGUCAAGCUAUGCGCGUGGACGCUCGUUAUGUCAACGUAUGGGACCUCGAGGCGGGAUAUGAGGGGUGGCUUCGACACUUACUCGGCGGCGCCGACUGCGUCACCCAACUGAACUUGGGCGCAGAGCCGUUCGGAGCCCGCAGCCUGCGAGAUGCACUCGGGCAGUUCCCAGUCACGCCGCGCGAAUCACUCACCAAAGCCCAGAGGAGAAACCUGGAGAACCACGAGGCCCUGAUCAGGGAGAAAGUGCAGGAAGGGAAACUGAAUGAGUCGGACAUAGUUGUGAUUUCAAUCGACAGAGCUGUUCAGGGCCCUUUUAACAUCACGUUUUCAGUCAACGAGUGCCCAACGCUGCUGACUCAUAACACUUACCUUUACGUGCUGAGUGUGGGUUGCGUGGCCAGGGGCGUUCCAGACGCAGAACGCGCUUUCAGCCGAUUGCUUCGCCCAACCGAGAGGCUUGCAAUGCAGGGUUUCCCUCCAGAAGUUGCAGCGUUCCUGGGCGCGGCCACUCUCGUGACGAAGGCUGCUGGGAACGCUUAUGCGCCGCAUCUAAUUUGCGCAGUUUUGGCGCCCAUGCUGGCUGCUCUCAAGAAGUCUGGCCUCUGUCUGGAGACAUGGCCGCCACCGGCGUUGCAGGUCACGUUCCAGAAAGUGAUUCGUUACCUGAAGGCGAACCUGGACUCCCAAGCCUACGGGCCGGACCAGAUCAAGUCUUUCACCGACAAUGCGCGCCGCAACCUCUAUGACGCCCUGGCCAGGGAGCACCGCAUGAGCCUAAGCGACGCCUCCGACUGCAUCCAGGACAGUCCAUUCAACAGCGAUGAUCGCAACGAGAUCAUCGGGGCCAUCAACACAGCAGUGGGAUUGGGCGGGCAUACGGCUCGCGCGACGCUUGCCGAGUUCUUCAGUGUCCAGCACUUCUUGACGGAGAAGGACUGGGCCCAGAUCCAACUACCAGACAACUCGGUGAAUCUCAAACUACAGGUGCUGGCCAACCGACUGGAGCGAUUGGGGUGCGUCUACAUUCAGGAAUACACUCUCCUUCACAUGGCAUGCAUCUUGAUUCUCGCCAACCCUGGGCCACAGGGCACCAUCAACGCGGACCCGCUGGCGGCGUGCAACCUGAAGUGCCUCCUGAAGACUGCUGUUGGAAGCGUGCGGAGUAGGAUUCGGCUCAAUCACUACGGAGCUAUUUCCGACUUCACGUCUUUGACGCCUGAUCUCCUGAAGACUCAGCACCCCGAGAUCUGGAACAAGGCCUACACUGAUGCCGACCCCCCCGCGGCAAGCAAGGUGGACGAGAAUCUCUUGAUACAGCCUAG
Molecule: messenger RNA, 1526 nt
Organism: Prorocentrum cordatum
Lineage: Eukaryota; Dinophyceae; Prorocentrales; Prorocentraceae
Source: the annotation of a GenBank genome assembly